Messenger RNA from Lindgomyces ingoldianus, 1211 nucleotides. RefSeq lists its product as uncharacterized. Bases 106 to 825 code for a protein of 239 amino acids. The record is from RefSeq and is a predicted model, not a curated record. The transcript has 3 exons. Lineage: Eukaryota; Fungi; Ascomycota; Dothideomycetes; Pleosporales; Lindgomycetaceae.
GAGGACAUGCAAAACCGGAACAGCCAGACCACAUCUCCUCGGUAACGACCUGAACCUUAUCAUUGGCUUGGAGCAACUACUGCGCUCAGUCUCGCUGAUUAAUCGAUGUCGCCACCUUUUGUUUUCAGAAUCGACGAAAUAGCAGAGUCGCCGGACGCGAAUGCAAGCACCCUCGUUGAUAGUCGAGGCAACUGGAUGCCAUCUACGGAGAGUGGUGCAAACAUUAGAAUGAGCGGUGGAGUCUCAGGGAGAUGGUACUUCUGUGACAGGGAAUGCAUACGACAAGUGAACCAUUGUCCCCCGAAUGCUGCGCGUUACAAGACUUUCUCGGUGUACUUUGUUGGUGGUUUCGGGUUUUGGGUAUUGAGGGGGGACGCUACGAGCCCUGGCGAAGGCGAAGCCUGGCAACCUUUGAGAUUCGAUUGGGAUCAAGAGAAUUUCUCUUCCUUCUUAACGAACGCCGGACAGCAAUCAACCCUACGCGUUCAGCGAACGGACCAGGAGUGGCCGAAGAUGCUGCUGCCGGAUAUAUAUCAAACGACUUCAAUGACCCCUUUUACUGCGUAUGGUGGCCUCAAAGGGGAACUCCCACUCUUCCUGGCACUAGUUGCCUUCUCAGUUCGGAAGGACUAUCUUGCUAGUGUGUUACCUACCAUGUUCCAACAACAUGAAUGGAGAACACACGAGUACCAGCAUGGGCGCGAGAAUCUAAGAGGUGUUGUUGUAUACGUCUACACAUGCCCUAGCGGGUCAGCGCAGACCGUCUCCCCCAGAGAUGAGCUCCAGCAAUACGAAGAAGGCAGACUCGGGCAUUAUUACAACUGACCAUGGAUGGUCUCGUCACAGCGACGGUUUUAUGCCAUGACUGUCACACACACACACACACUCAUACGUUUUCUUUUUAUGUCGUCGACUUAUGUUUCUACUUUCCAAUAUUAUCAUUCUCAUACUGCACUGCUACAUUUCACUCUCUGUUGUCCGAGCCCAGGGACUCUAGUCUGUAAGCGUUGUAGUCCAGUAACAAUUUUCCUCAGUCUUCCCUCAUACGUUGUUUCUUGACUACGAAUCUGGUCGUAAGACCGUCACCCUGAUUACGAUUGAUGACGUUGAUGGCGCUCUUUAGUCUCUCCUCCUUUAUGUUAUGUCAGCAAUAGUAGUCUUACUUGCGUCUCGAUAUAAACGAAAGUGUUUCUAUUCUAGUUCUAUUAGCG